Mauremys reevesii (Reeves's turtle) is the source of this 7645-nucleotide messenger RNA. RefSeq names its product fer-1 like family member 6 (gene FER1L6). Bases 29 to 5665 code for a protein of 1878 amino acids. Gene Ontology annotation, cellular component: membrane. The record is from RefSeq and is a predicted model, not a curated record. NCBI's taxonomy places the organism in Eukaryota, Metazoa, Chordata, Testudines, Geoemydidae. The transcript has 41 exons. Gene Ontology annotation, biological process: plasma membrane organization.
CACUGCAAGAAAAACAUUCUCUAACAGGAUGGAGCCCUCAGAAAGUACUCCACAGUCCCACAGAAAGGGGCUGUUUGCUGGCAUAAAGCUGAAGAAGAAGAAAAAAGGCGAGAAGGGGUUAAUUAUUGAAAACAAAGGUGCAGCGGGUGAGCACGAUGAAAGUGACGGUCUUCACCAUGAGAUGUCUGGAGGACAAGAAGCGGGAGAGGGUGAUUUCACGUAUGAUGACACUGCAUCUUACAGUGGCUUUGCACCUGCAGGGCCGCAAAGGAAAAGAGCAAAACUGGUGUCCAAAAUUCAAGAUGGCGAAAUAAAAUCCCAGAAUUAUCAGAUCGCAAUAACAAUCAUUGAAGCCCGGCAAUUAGUUGGUGAGAAUAUUGAUCCAGUGGUGAUCAUAGAGAUUGGAGAUGAAAAGAAGCAAACGACAGUCAAAGAAGGCACAAAUGCCCCAUUUUACAAUGAAUAUUUUGUGUUUGACUUCAUUGGACCUCAAAUGCAUUUGUUUGACAAAAUUAUCAAAAUCUCUGUUAUGCACAACAAGCUGAUCGGGAGCUUAUUGAUUGGCUCCUUCAAAGUAGAUUUGGGGACAGUGUAUAAUCAGCCAGGUCAUCAGUUUUGUGACAAGUGGGCACUUCUCACAGACCCUGCUGACAUUAGGACGGGAGCCAAGGGAUACCUGAAGUGUGAUAUCAGUGUUGCUGGGAAAGGAGACACCAUACAAGCCAUUCAGAAAGCAAGUGAUGCUGAAGAGCAAAUUGAAAAGAACCUCUUGAUCCCCAAAGGAUUUCCAUCUGAAAGACCAUGGGCCAGAUUUUAUGUGAGAAUCUAUAAAGCAGAGGGGCUUCCAAAGAUGAACUCCAGCAUCAUGGCUAAUGUCACCAAAGCAUUCAUGGGCGACAGUAAGGACCUUGUGGAUCCGUAUGUGGUGGUCAUGUUUGCAGGUCAAAUGGGACGAACAACAGUGCAAAAAAACUGUGCUGAUCCUGUGUGGCAUGAACAGAUUGUCUUCAAGGAAAUGUUUCCCCCGCUGUGUCGAAGAGUCAAAAUCCAGGUGUGGGAUGAAGGCAGCAUGAAUGAUGUGGCCUUAGCCACACACUUCAUAGACCUGAAAAAAAUCUCAAAUGAACAAGAUGGAGAUAAAGGGUUCUUGCCUACCUUUGGACCAGCUUGGAUCAAUCUCUAUGGCUCACCUAGGAACCACUCCCUAAUGGACGACCACCAGGAGCUCAAUGAAGGUUUUGGGGAAGGCGUCUCCUUUAGAGGUCGCCUCCUAAUUGAAAUUGCAGUGGAGAUACUUUCAGGGGGAGCGCAAGAGUCUAAAUUUUCAAAGAUCAUCAAAGACAUAAAGUUACCUUCCAAAGAUAAAGACUCCAAAGCAUCUAAAGGAAAAGAGAAAACAGACAAAGCAGAGGAUGGGAAAUCAUCUUCUCCUUCAGACAAGGCAAACUCCACCGAGGCGGAAGUUGAGCCCUUCGAUGUGCCUGCUGAGAUCCACAAAGAGGACUCUGAGGAAUUCCUUCUCUUUGGGGCAUUUUUUGAAGCCACGAUGAUUGACAGGAAGGUUGGAGAUAAACCAAUAAGCUUUGAGGUUUCUGUUGGUAACUUUGGAAAUGUUAUUGAUGGAGUGUCACCAGAAGCUGGUAGUAAAAAGAAGGGACAUGAGGGAGAAGUGGAAGAAAGUGCCCCAUUACUGCACGAAGGGGAGGGUGAAGCAUCACGUGACGUUCCAGUACCAAUGAUAUCCACCACCCACCCUGAGAAGCCACUCCUCACAGAAGGAAAUCGGAACUAUCACUACUUGCCGUACGAUGAGAAGAAGCCCUGUGUCUAUAUAAAGAGCUUCUGGGGAGAUCAGACCUUCCGACUCUACUUGUCCAAUGUCCUAGAGAAAAUGGCAGAUCUGUUGGAAGAAGGAUUAGAGGAAGUAAAAGAUUUGAUCAAGGUUUCAAAGACUGCAUCAGAAGAGAAAAUGAACAACAUUCUAUAUGCCUUUAUCAGUCAAUGCAGAACCUUCAUCGCUAAUGCCGAAAAGAAGCCCCAAGGGAUGAACCAGACUGCUUUGGACAAAAAAAGACUCAUGAUGUGCAGGCAAGAACUGGAAGCAAUGUCCUCUGAUGCCAAUGGAAUUGUUCAGCAACAGAAAAAAAAGAUGUCAGUAGAUGAACUGAUGCGCGAAACACAGAACUUUGUAGAAAAAAUUCGAUUCUUGGUUGAUGAGCCGCAGCAUACCGUGCCUGAUGUGUUCAUCUGGAUGCUCAGCAACAACAAAAGAGUUGCAUAUGCAAGAAUCCCAGCAAAAGAUGUGUUCUAUUCCCCAGUGAAUGAACAGAGAGGCAAAGACUGUGCGAAAAUUAAAACCCAUUUCCUGAAAUUACCAGGAAAACGCCUGCCGGGUUGGAAUGUACAUGCAAAAGUAGACACCUAUCUGUGGCUUGGUUCCAUCAAGUAUUCCCAUAACAUUAUGGAGAACUUACCUAUAGGACAUGAGACUGAAGUGCCCUCCACAGCUGGAACAGGGCAUCAUGCUGCUCCUUCACCUGCCAAUCUGGUGUACAAAACUCAGCACUUUUUCCAGUUAAGAGCCCACAUGUAUCAGGCCAGGGGGCUGAUUGCAGCAGACAGCUCUGGACUUUCUGAUCCCUUUGCCAAAGUAACGUUUGUUUCGCACUGCCAGACCACCAAGAUCAUUUCUCAGACGUUAUCCCCUACGUGGAAUCAGAUGCUGCUGUUCAAUAACAUUGUGCUCCAUGGUGAAGGGAAGGAAAUUGCUGAAUUCCCACCAGUGAUUGUCAUAGAGCUGUUUGAUGACGAUGCAGUGGGUAAAUCAGACUAUAUUGGCUCAACAGUAGCUGCCCCUGUGGUAAGACUCGCCGAUCAGAAAUACGAGCCACCUAAACUGUCUUAUCACCCAGUGCAUUGUGGAAAUCUGUCUGGAGGAGACCUUCUUGCUGCAUUCGAGCUGCUGCAGAUUCCAGAUUCUGGUCCAGAGAGCCUUCCACCAAUGGAUCCACCUGACGUAAGCCAGAUCUACCCAGUUCCAGCCAACAUCCGGCCUGUUUUAAGCAAAUACAGAGUGGAGGUUCUGUUCUGGGGCGUUCGUGAGCUGAAGAAAGUCCAGCUCCUCUCUGUGGACCGCCCACAGGUUCUCAUAGAAUGCGCAGGGAAAGGAGUUAAAUCUUCCGUCAUCCAGAGCGUCAAGAACAAUCCCAACUUCAGUGUCCAAGCAGACAGGUUUGAAGUGGAACUGCCUGAAAAUGAGCUUUUGCACCCACCACUCAGUAUCUGUGUGGUUGACUGGAGAGCUUUUGGUCGUAGUACUCUUGUUGGCACACACACCAUCAAUUGCCUUAAGCAAUAUUUAUAUAAACCCAAGGAGCUUCCUGCACCUACAGCAAAAGUGGAUGUUAUAGAAACCGACAAAGCUGCUCCGGAGUCACCACAGCUGCCUGCAUCACCCCAACCACAACCAUAUCCAGCAGAUCACAUUUAUGUUGAUGUGGAGCACGGUUCAGCUGCAGUAGUAAUGCAAGAACCAGUUCCAGCAAAAUCUUCUGCUGCAGCAGCUGUACCUGCUUCUUCACUGCCAUCUGCACUUAAAUCUACAGCCCCAUCCUCUGAAUCGGCAAAAGAUAGAAAGCAGAAGGUAUCAAGAAAAUCCACCCGACGAUCCACAAAAAGAAAAAAGAGAACAAUAGCAGAUGAAUCUGCUGAAAAUGUUAUUGAUUGGUGGUCAAAGUACGAUGCUUCUGCGGAAAAAAUGAAAAAGGUAAAAUCAAUCUAUCCCAACGAGGGGAAACCAGGCAACACUAAGUCGACAUCUGGCCACAUAGCAUUAAGCAUUGAAGAUGAGCCAGACAAAAAGAAGCCAAAAAAGUUGUUCAAAGAGGACAAAAAGGCAGAAGACCCAAAUCUAGCAACUUUGAAGAUCUAUGAUGGAGACCUGGAGAGUGAAUUUAAUAACUUUGAAGACUGGGUGAAAACCUUUGAACUCUUCAGAGGCAAAGCCACCGAUGAAGAUCACAGUGUCUAUGCGGACAGAAUAAUAGGAAAAUUUAAGGGCUCUUUCUGCAUAUACAAAAGUCCUGAAGAUUCCAGCUCAAUGGAUGGAGGACAGCCUAAAAUUCUGCAAGGGAUACCACCGAAUAACUCAGUCGAAGUCCUGGUUAGGGUGUAUAUUGUGAGAGCAUAUAAUCUUAGCCCAGCUGAUCCAGAUGGCAUGUCAGAUCCCUAUAUCGUGCUCAGACUAGGCAAAACUGAAAUUAAAGACCAGGCCAAUUACAUCCCCAAACAACUAAACCCAGUUUUUGGAAGAUCAUUUGAAAUUCAGGCUACUUUCCCUAAGGAAUCUGUGCUCUCCAUCCUGAUCUAUGACCACGAUAUGGUUGGAGCAGAUGACCUCAUUGGAGAAACUACAAUUGAUUUGGAAAAUCGUUUCUACAGCAGGCACCGAGCUACCUGUGGUCUGCAAAGUCAAUAUGAAAAAGAAGGGUACAAUGCCUGGCGAGAUGCAAUUCAGCCGACUGAGAUCCUCAACAAGCUAUGCAAGGACAACAAACUGCCUGGGCCCUACAAGCGACCUGGGCAGAUACAAGUAGGAACCAAAGUAUUCACUGGGAAGACAAUCUUUAAUGAAGACGAGAAUGAAGAGCCUGUUGAAUCCUAUGAACAACUUGCCCUAAAGGUUUUACGUUCCUGGGAUGAAAUCCCAGGGGUUGGAUGUAAGCUGGUUCCAGAACACAUUGAGACCCGGCCUCUCUAUCACAAGGAUAAACCAGGCAUGGAACAGGGUCGUGUGCAGAUGUGGGUGGACAUGUUUCCUAAAGAUAUGCCUCCGCCGGGACCACCUGUUGAUAUUUCACCAAGGAAACCCAAAGGUUAUGAAUUGAGAGUAAUCAUCUGGAAUACGGAAGAUGUAAUUUUAGAGGAUGAGAAUAUCUUCACAGGACAAAAAUCAAGUGACAUCUAUGUAAAAGGGUGGUUAAAGGGACUGGAAGAUGACAAACAGGAGACAGAUGUGCAUUACAACUCCUUGACUGGAGAAGGGAACUUCAACUGGCGCUUUGUGUUUCCAUUCCACUACCUCCCAGCUGAGAAACAAAUGGUGGUCAGUAAGAAAGAAAAUAUAUUUUCCUUGGAAAAGACAGAACGCAAAAUGCCAGCAGUGCUGGUGCUCCAGGUUUGGGACUUUGAAAGACUUUCUUCUGAUGAUUUCUUGGGCUCCCUUGAAAUGAAACUGAAUGAAUUUCCUCGAGCAGCCAAGUCUGCCAAGAGUUGUGACAUAGGCAUGGUAAUAGCAACAAGUAAAGAAAACAAGAUAUCCAUAUUUCAGCAAAAGCGUGUCAGAGGAUGGUGGCCUUUCAUCAAAGCUGGGGAGCUCACUGGCAAAGUGGAAGCUGAAUUCCAUUUAGUCACUGCAGAGGAAGCUGAGAAGAGUCCGGUAGGGAAAGCUCGGAAGGAACCUGAGCCUUUGGAGAAACCCAACCGCCCAGACACUUCCUUCUCCUGGUUUGUAAAUCCUUUCAAGUGUUUGUAUCACCUCAUCUGGAGAAAUUACAAGAAGUACAUCAUCAUUGCGCUGAUUCUGAUUAUUCUGAUGAUCUUCUUGGUGCUUUUCAUUUACACUUUGCCUGGUGCAAUCAGUCGUAAGAUUGUUGUAGGAUCUUAGACAAUUACACCUCUCCUUGUAGCUAAUCAUACACAAGUACUGCAGUUAAAAAUAAAAAUUUGACUUCACAAUUAAUGAACCUGAAACAUAUUCUGCCAAUUAUAAAAAUAGACAUAACCAUUCAUUCCAGGAAAAUGAAACUGACUCAAAAUAUUUUAACACUCUACUCCUUUGGCUGCUUAUUCAGAAGCAACCAUGAUGUGCAUUAUCAUUAAGGAACUGCCAGAACUUUAUUAAAUAUUUUAAAGUUUGAUUCUGUGUCCGUUAUUAAAUGUGAAAAUACAUUCUUUGAUAUUGCACAAAAACUGUGUUAUAAAUAGUAAAUAUUAAUUAAUAUUAUAUCUAAAUUACCAAAUAUUGAGAGAGAAAUGUUAUCCAUAAACAUGAGAACUAGGAAGUACGCCCUGCGUGUUCUUUGCAUAAUGUUGUAACUGAUGAUUUUAAUGUUUUUUCAUGAUUGUAUAUUGAUGUACAUGAUUUUUUAAAGAUAGUUUGUUCAUGCAGAUCAAAGGUGAAAUUCUCUCCUUUGUUGUCAUAUACACAUUUUUAAGUAUCUAAAAUAAUUGUAUUAUGCUCCAAAAAUCUCAAGAUAUUGCCCUCACGUAAAUAACCAAAGCGGGAGAGAGGAAUGAGGAGGUAUAGGAAAAGGAGAAAAAAAAUCUAUUUUCAGAUGUGGUUUGAAAACUGAUGGAGAGUUAGUGAAGGAGAGAGAUGCAGGAAAGAGUGUCCACUAGAGAGAAAGGGCUCUUGCAUAAGUAGUGGGAACAUUGUAUUGAGAAGAGGAUUUGCUCUAUCUGCCAGAUGAACAGAGAGAAUGAGAAAGGAAACAAAGAGAAGGUGCAGGCUGGGGGAUUUAAAAAACAAGGGGUAAAAUCCUGGCCGCACUGAAGUCCCAGUCCAAAACACAGAACAUUUAAUACAUUUUCAUACAGGAGGUCAGACUAGAAUGGUCUAAUGUUCCCUUCUUGCCUUUAAUCCAUGAAUAUAAAUAAUUAACAGCCAUAAAAAUCCCCAUGGGCUGAUAGUUGGUUAGGCAGACAUGUAGUAGAUCUGACCUUGCAGAUAAUUCAUUCCACCAUUCUAAAGCCGCAGGAGUAAGAAUUAGAAUGUAAGCUCUCUGGUUAAGGGACUAGCUAUUCCUGUGCGUUCAGGAAAGCACCUAGCAUGUUUUUGGACACUUUAACAUAGUAAUACAAAUGAAUCAUCUGGAUGCAGUGUUGCCACACAGUUGAGAUUGAAUGGGCAAAGAGCCUGAAAUGUGCUCUCCUCUCUUUAAUGUAAGUUGAUCCUUUUAUGUGAGGAUAUGAAGCACAUUAACAAGACAGUGUGGGGAAAGCUUGCAUUGUCACUGCUGGUGCUUGGCCUGUUCUGUGGCCCUACAGAGGACGUUGGUUCUCUGGGGCUGUCCGUCUGGCAGGCACUGAAGUCAUUUUAAAAAAUGAAGAUAAAUCAAACUUCCAAAUAGCAAACGUUUUGCGUGUAAAAGGGAUUAAACUCCAUGAACAUGAUGACAACAAGAUUUAGUAUUUCUUGUGGCUUUCACAUUCUAAGUAUGUUGUAAACAUUAACAAAAUAACUUUAAGUGUGUGAGCAGGACUGUUAAAAUUAAACGUGUGCUUAGGUGCUCUGCUGGACUGGGGCCUUCACGUGGUGUAUUUUACCUUUGUGUUUUUAAUAUGACAAAGAAAUAGAUGGAGUUUGCGUUAGUUAGUCAUUAACAGGAUAAGGAAGUGAUGCUGCCAGGUGCUGCACACCCUCAGUAUCCACUGACCACAAUGGGAGUUGAGGACAUUCUGCAUUGUGUUUAAAAGGCCCUAACCCAGUAUGGUGCAUGCUUGCCUGGCAUUUUUAAUGUAUUCCUCUGACGCUGCUAGUUUUUAUUUUACUGUGUACUUAACUCUGUAUUACACUGAUGGGCAAAUCCUGUUUCUCCUAAUAAGCCUUGCUGUGUCUAUGAACCUUUGAAUUAUGAUGAUUUAA